Molecule: messenger RNA, 2151 nt
Organism: Condylostylus longicornis
Lineage: Eukaryota; Metazoa; Arthropoda; Insecta; Diptera; Dolichopodidae
Exons: 8
Coding region: 187-2151 (654 amino acids)
Biological process (GO): negative regulation of inflammatory response
Source: RefSeq, a predicted model, not a curated record
UUUUAUUCUAGAGAUCUUUUAAGUUUGACUGACAACGAAAUCUUGGAAGGCCAUAAGGAAAAAACCAAAGACGUUAUCAGCAUUUAUAGAUGUUCUGGAAAAAAUCAUUGCAGCUUUAUUUUUAACAUCGAUCACCCAUUUUCAAAAGUGUGGGAAAGUGGAACAGUUCGUGUAAAAUACAUUUGCAUGGAUGAUUUUCGCAUUAAUCAUUACUGUGGAGAACACUUAGAAAUUGGUUAUGAAUUAUCAUCAAAAGAACAAAUGGAGCAACAUGGCAGUAGUAGCAUUAACAAGAUUGGCGAACCAAUUGUAGAGGCAAGAGUUGUUAGGGAAUCAUCAGCAAAAGAUCAUAACUUAGCAUAUCAUUCUGUAAAAAUUUUAAAGACAGACAACGUUUUAGAUGGGUUAACCAAUUUAGAAAUACAACAAUUGUCAAAUCAAAAUGCGCCACCUAUAUUAUCACCAACUUCAAUUAGUGAUUCUAGAAAACGUAAAAUAAAAAUUCAUAAUGCUGUGAUAGAAAAAUCUGAAGUAAAAGAUAACGGAGUAUAUUCUCGGGAUUUUAAAAUACUUAAGAUCAUCCCAAGUAACAUUGAUGACAUAAAUGAUUUAAAUAGGAUUGGGGAUGAAAUCUAUAUUCGUAAGGAUUUUGAGGAAGAAAGUUCUGUAGAAAAACAAGUCGCAGAAUACUAUACGCCGCUGAGCUCGGCAAAUUCAUUCGUUCCACAUAGCAUUUCGUCAACUUUAACAACUCGUUUGAAAACUCAGCAGCAUAAUUUACUGCCAUCAGUUACAAAGCCGUUACAAACAUCAUAUUCAACUUCCGAAGGCACUACAGUGUUGCAUUACCCAGCACCUAAUUAUCCCGAAACUCCUAGUAAUAAAGAUUUCGAUGACAAUAGCAGUUCCAUAGGAACAGAAGAAGAUAUAAAUUUACUUUAUACAAAUAAUGGUAAUGUCACUAACUUUAAAAAUUACACAAUCACAAUACGUGAGGGUGAUCAAUAUGUGAUAGUGUUCCCAACAAUAGCCGUUCCUCCAUCUAAAGGUGCAUUUUUCCCGCCCAAAAAUUUAGUUUUUGGAAAAGAAACAUUUAAAAUGAAAGAUCAAUAUCAUGAAUCAUUACAAACCACGUCAUAUGUAACAACGACAACACCAUUUAAACAAGUAACAUUAAACGAAUUGAAUGAAACUGCUGAUAAUAUUAAGAUUAGUAAGCAGAGCAAUUUAAGCAAAGUUGAAAAAGAAAACGCAUUUUUCAUAAGUUCUACUACAACAACUUUCGACAUGCCAGCUAUUUCUUCGGCAAUGGCAAUAGAUUUUAGCAAUGAUUUAACUAGUUCUCAUUCGACAAAUGCAACUACUAUGUCAACUACCGACUUGACAUCAUCUACUUCAUCUGAAAGUACUGAAUUUGGUACAAUGUUAAGUAUGCCACAAAGAGAAACAACCAGAACUACGACCGUGGGCAGCCAACAAUCGUCUUCUUCAACUUAUGGCACGUCAUCAUUAGAAAUUAAUUCGACGCUAGGUUACCAAGACAUAAGCGAUGAAAAAGAUAAAAUUAUAAAAAUCGAUUUACCGGACAGCACUGUUUAUGAAGAAGAUGUUGACAAUAGUGGAUUAAGUAGUUUUGAGGAUGAAACUGAUGACGAAUACGACGACAUUCGUCAUUUAUUCGCAACAAGAAGUUCAUAUACCAGCAUUCAAAAAACAGUAUUUAGGAAGCCUUUGUUGCAUGGCUUUUUAAUGACGCCUGGUUAUCCAAAAUUUUAUAUCGGGGAAAUUAACUGCAAAUGGGAAAUCCAUGCUCCAGAAGGAUAUAAAAUUCGUUUAAGCAUUCUGGACAUUUCUUUAAGAGACGCAGAACCUUUUUGUAAGGACUAUCUUGAAAUUACAGAUCAAGUAACAUCAAAAACAUUAUUAAACAGUUGUGCUGAAGAAAUACGACCAGUUGAAAUCAUCACGAAUUCUCACCAAGUAAACGUAAUCGUAAAAACCACAACUAAAUUUGCAUAUCCAAAGCGUGGUGUUUUAUUACAUUAUUCAGUAUUAUGUAUAAGUAGUCCUAUUGUGUUCUAUUACAAAGAUUGUCUUCUGUAUACCACUACAAACUAUAUUCACAAUGCUAAUUUAAUAAACUGGCGUUAG